CCACCCACGCUGAUCACAGAUCAACUCGCGUUCAAGCUAUACCUGCCAACAAUGGGCACCAUGGAGAGGCGCUUGAAGAAUAAGGUCAUCGAAUCCGUCCCAGUGAAGCCUCCCUCGUAUUCGGACCCAGGUUUCUCAUCCUCCAAUGAAGACAUUUCAGAAUACCAGAAUGGAAGCAGAAAGCGAAGAAAGCUCUCUCCUUCUCCUAAAGAAGUUUCUGGAUUAGAUGUAACUUCGAAUAACCAAGUCCCAAUUCUUUCGAGAAUCAAGACAAAGAAGGCCGGACUAGUACCAGGCCAAACCGGUCAAUUGGAUCCUGAAUCAACAGCGUUGAGUGGAAAAGAGAAGAUAUCUUUUGCGUCGAUCAAUGUCGCUCCUUGGCUAGUUGCAUCGCUUUCUGCCAUGGAGAUUAAACGGCCGACAGGGAUUCAGAAGGCGUGUAUCCCGGAGAUCUUGAAAGGGAGGGACUGCAUUGGUGGAUCGCGAACAGGUACUGGUAAAACAGUAGCCUUUGCAGCUCCUAUCCUUCAAAAGUGGGCUGAAGAUCCUGUGGGGAUAUUUGCUGUUGUUAUCACACCGACGAGAGAACUUGCGAUCCAAAUUUUCGAGCAAAUCAAGGCCAUAUCAGCACCACAGUCCCUCAAACCGGUCCUAAUAACUGGAGGGGGCGACCAGCGAGAACAAGCUAUUAAUCUUGCAUCACGGCCGCAUAUUGUAAUUGCAACCCCUGGCCGUCUUGCUGAGCACAUCAAGGCUUCCGGUGAAGACACCAUCUGCGGAUUGCGUAGGGUCAGGUUUGUGGUGUUUGAUGAAGCAGACCGACUUCUCGCACCCGGACGAGGAAGUAUGCUGCCAGAUUUGGAAACCUGCCUCUCGGUUCUACCUUCCGCUACUGAACGACAAACAUUAUUGUUCACGGCAACAGUCACGUCGGAAGUGCUUGCUUUGAAAGAGCAGCCGCGUCCUGGUCGCCCACCCAUCUUCAUUUGCGAAGUAGAUACGGAGACUUUAGCCAUCCCACCAAAACUACAACAGAAGUAUCUGCAAAUCCCAGUAACACACAAAGAACACUAUCUCCACGUUCUUCUAGGCACCCCAGAGAAUAUUAGCAAAUCCGUAAUAAUCUUCUGCAACCGCACCGACACAGCGAAUCUCCUAGAAUAUACGCUCCGUCUACUUUUGCACCGCGUCACUGCUCUACACUCCCGCCUCCCCCAGUCACAACGUGUCGCCAAUCUUGCCCGAUUCCGUGCACAAGCCGCCAGGAUCCUCGUCGCUACCGACGUCGCAGCCCGUGGUCUCGAUAUCCCUGAAGUCGCCCUCAUUAUUAACUACGAUGUACCACGGGAUCCAGAUGACUAUAUUCACCGAGUUGGACGAACGGCAAGAGCCGGGAGAGCGGGUCAGAGUGUGACGUUCAUUGGGCAAAGGGACGUAGAGCUGAUAUUGGCCAUUGAAGAAAGAGUAGGAAAGAAGAUGGAUCAAUACGCGGAAGAGGGCGUUAAUUUAGAAACGAGGGUAGCAAGAGAUGCGUUGAAGCCUGUAGGCGAGAAGAAGAGGGAGGCGCAAUUGCAGAUUGAAGAGGGAAAGGACGUGUAUGGGAAGAGGAAGAUGGGGAUGGAGAAGCUUAAGAAGUAA
This is a messenger RNA of Lindgomyces ingoldianus, 1638 nucleotides long. RefSeq names its product ATP-dependent RNA helicase-like protein dbp8. The record is from RefSeq and is a predicted model, not a curated record. Lineage: Eukaryota; Fungi; Ascomycota; Dothideomycetes; Pleosporales; Lindgomycetaceae. Gene Ontology annotation, molecular function: RNA helicase activity; ATP binding; nucleic acid binding. Bases 52 to 1638 code for a protein of 528 amino acids. The transcript is spliced from 4 exons.